AUGUUUGUAGGCACCAGUUUCUUUUUGCUCUAUCUGAUCAACAAACUGACCAGUUUGAUUGCACUGGCCAACACUAUUGCGCAACUGGUCGGUGUCGGACAUCGGUUAGUGACUUUAAACACCUGUCUGAAACGGACAUUAGAUCAUCAGUCACCCGGACAAUACGCUGCAAGUGACUUUGCUCCUAUCCCGAUCGUCGUCCCGACAACAGUGAUGCCACCGGAUAGUGGAAUUGCUGUGGAUGAAAAGACAGCCAUAUGUCUCCUACAUGUCUCUUUGGGUCUCCCGUCCGAUCCGGAAUAUAUUCUGAUUCACGACCUCAGUAUCAAUAUUGGUCUGGCAGACUCUUUACUGAUCACGGGGCCAAGUGGUGUGGGCAAAACCGCCCUACUUCAUAGGCGAUGUCGUGCUCUACAUUUGGCCUUCCUGCUCCUCAGUAUUGCCGACGUCCCUGUAUCCUCAUCUGAUUUGGAAUCAACCGACAUCUAUCCGAUCAAUUGUAUCGAGAAUAAUACUAAACGUGCCAGUGUCCUGAGAGGUGAACAAGCUGUUUCGCUAGGCAAUGCAAUUUGGUGUGGAUAUACACUUCGAUCGUACCGUCAGGCAAUGCAACUGUUGCACGAAUUUCGUCUGAUUGAAGAGGAGCAAAUCCUGGCAGUUACUGAUUGUCUCGCGCGUCAUAUACAGCAGAAUAAAAUGAGCCGAAGGGAAAAGCGUGGUCGAGUCUGCUCCAUCCUGACCGGAUUUAUAAAGGAUACCGUUCGUUUUGGUUGCCAGCCUGUUUCACGCGAUAUCGGAUUGUACGCAGGGGAAUGGCGGAGUUGUUACUCACCCGGAGAGAUGCAACGACUGGUCCUCGCUGCGGUGUGCUACAAAAAUCCUCAAAUCGUGUUUUUGGAUGAAUCGACCAGUCAGUUGAGUGAGACAGACGAGGCACGAGCGUAUCAGAGCCUGGUGCAGCGAGGAAUCACGUCGGUUAGUGUGGGUCACCGACCCUCGAUUCGUGCAUAUCACAGACGAGAACUCCAGAUAACCCCGCUCAGUGUAGCGGAUAAUGAACUGGACAAAACUGUGAACAAAAGUCCUAAUUGGAGCAUUGUUCCAAUCACAAUCUGA
Messenger RNA from Echinostoma caproni, 1116 nucleotides. The record is from the annotation of a GenBank genome assembly. Lineage: Eukaryota; Metazoa; Platyhelminthes; Trematoda; Plagiorchiida; Echinostomatidae.